AUGUCUGGGGAAUUCACCAUCAAGGACCAGCCAAUGGACUGCGCCGAUGCUUUUGCUCUGCCUCCAGCGGCUAUGAGUCCGGGCAAGGGUGACUCGGCCAGUCGACGGUCCUCCCGUUCUGAUCCCAGCUUUGUGCCUGCGUCCCCUGUGUCGCCCGAGAUCGCCGCUCGAGGUCGAUCAACACAGCACGCUCGCUCGGGAACAGGCACCAAGCGACCAUUAGAGGACUUGGACCUUCCGCCUCCUCCAACCCGCACUCGGAAAAUCAUCCAGAUGAAGCCCAAGACACCGGCGGCAUCCAAAUCGCCGGCAAAGUCCAAGGAUGCCGGCAAGGCAGGGCCUCAGACAGUGUCUGAGCCCAGCCAUGCUGCUGGGAGUGGCGCUGCCAGCGCCAACGUCUCGAAGAAGAAGCAACCGAGUGCCACCAGUGCCGCUGGUCGAAAGAUUGCCCGUAAGACGGCACACAGUCUGAUCGAACGGCGCCGACGGUCCAAAAUGAAUGAGGAAUUUGGCACAUUGAAGGACAUGAUCCCCGCCUGUCGUGGCCAAGAGAUGCACAAGUUGGCUAUUCUUCAGGCCAGUAUCGACUAUGUCAACUAUUUGGAAAAGUGUAUUCAAGAUCUCAAGACCAACGGCAAUGUCGCCAUGACCUCCGCUCCUCCAUCCCCUACAUCUCCCGAGUUCAUUGCCGAGACCGGUACAGAAAGUACAUCGCACAAAGCACCACCACGUCCCCCCUCAUCGACCUAUUACUCAUCGGCCUCGUCUGUGGCUUCUCCUGAAAUCUUGCCACCCACCACACAUCUACGACACCUCCCCAUCCUUCUCGCCCCGCACCAGGAUACCUUCCAUCCAGACGAUUCCCGACGCUCCAUCUGUGCUGCCGAGCCCUGCUUUGGGUCCCAGCUAUGCGCCCAUGGACAAAAUUCAUGA
Molecule: messenger RNA, 933 nt
Organism: Penicillium oxalicum
Lineage: Eukaryota; Fungi; Ascomycota; Eurotiomycetes; Eurotiales; Aspergillaceae
Exons: 2
Coding region: 1-933 (310 amino acids)
Molecular function (GO): protein dimerization activity
Source: RefSeq, a predicted model, not a curated record